This is a messenger RNA of Conger conger (European conger), 387 nucleotides long. RefSeq names its product large ribosomal subunit protein eL39. Gene Ontology annotation, molecular function: structural constituent of ribosome. Bases 53 to 208 code for a protein of 51 amino acids. Gene Ontology annotation, biological process: translation. Gene Ontology annotation, cellular component: cytosolic large ribosomal subunit; ribosome. Lineage: Eukaryota; Metazoa; Chordata; Actinopteri; Anguilliformes; Congridae. The record is from RefSeq and is a predicted model, not a curated record. The transcript has 3 exons.
AGUUCUCUCUUUUCGACUACCGCCAUUGUGGGGAAAGGAAGGUAGAUUCAUAAUGUCUUCUCACAAGACAUUCAGGAUCAAGCGCUUUCUGGCGAAGAAGCAGAAGCAAAACCGACCGAUUCCACAGUGGAUCAGAAUGAAGACAGGCAACAAAAUCAGGUACAACUCCAAGAGGAGACACUGGAGGAGGACCAAACUGGGCCUGUAAAACUGCCAUCCUCACAUGGCUCCCCGCGGUCUUACCCUUAUCCACCAUGGCCUCCUCUGGGCCCAGACCAGAAGAGACGGCCAUCACAUGGAACCACAGCCUCUCCUAUUUUUUUUUGUACAGAUACUCUGCUCAUCGUUGUGUGUGAACAAUAAAGAUGGAUGAAAUGAAAUGGCAAA